CAAUGAAAAUGCACUUUGUGAUUGAAAAAAAUUCCAGGGAGACGGAGGAGGGGAUCCCGGCGGACGAUGAGGAAUUCAUCAUUCUCUUCAAUUCCACGCUGUUUCUCUCCCGAGAAAUGAGGAAAUGCAGGCGCCUCGUCUCGGAUCGACCCGUCGACAUGUCUCAGUACAACGAGGUGCAGCUGAUGCCGUCUGGCGGGAUGAGCGUCCUCAGCCAGAUCGUCCUCUCCACCUGUCGCCAGCUGGCCCCCGACUGGAACCUGGAGGAAUUCAUGAUCAUCGAUCGGGAGUCUGCGGAGCUCCGGCGACACCUCGACGAAAUGCAGCAAUAUAUCCCGGGCGAGGAGCAUCGCCUAUACGGAAGGGCACAGGAGGCGAAGAAGGGCACAGAAGGAAUGGAUUGUUUUUGCGUGGAAGGGGAUGUCUCCCUCGGGAGUCCCCCAUUCCGUGCCAUUCCGUCCCCCAUUCCGUGCCCCAUUUUCCCUCCUCUUCUUCCCAGGGACUCCCUCCCCAUUAGAUGA
Molecule: messenger RNA, 521 nt
Organism: Darwinula stevensoni
Lineage: Eukaryota; Metazoa; Arthropoda; Ostracoda; Podocopida; Darwinulidae
Source: the annotation of a GenBank genome assembly